Molecule: messenger RNA, 1016 nt
Organism: Orbicella faveolata
Lineage: Eukaryota; Metazoa; Cnidaria; Anthozoa; Scleractinia; Merulinidae
Product: zinc metalloproteinase nas-15-like
Biological process (GO): proteolysis
Molecular function (GO): metalloendopeptidase activity; zinc ion binding
Source: RefSeq, a predicted model, not a curated record
UGUUUCUUCUUACCACUCUGCUUCAGUGUCUUCAAGAAGGAGCAUCAUGAAGUGGCUAUACGUUCUUGUCUUGUGCGGACUGGUGCUUGCCGAAAACCCCGACGAGAAUGAGGGUCUUGAUGACCCAGAUCUGUAUGAAGGAGACAUGAUCCUAACAGAUGAACAGCGCAUGGCGGCAGAGAUGGGACUAGAUGUAGAUAAUCCUCUUGGAAGAGGUUCAACUAAGAACAGACAAUGGCCUGGUGGUGUAAUGGCUUAUGUCAUUGACUCCAGUCUGUCUCGUGAUUCCCGAGCCAUGUCCGCUAUUCGGCAAGGAAUGGAGGAAUGGACGAGUAAAACUUGCAUCAAAUUCAAGCAGAGGACAAACGAGAGAGCUUAUGCAAACUUUAAACUUGGCUCUGGAUGUUCAUCAUACGUGGGAAGAACCGGAAGUCGCCAAGAUAUCAAUCUGGCGCGAGGAUGUUGGCACAGGGGAAUUGUAGCUCAUGAAAUCGGACAUGCCUUGGGUUUCUACCACGAGCAGUCUCGUCCCGACAGGGAUUCAUACGUCACAAUCAUGUGGAAUAACAUCAUUGAGAGGAACAAGUUCAAUUUCAACAAAUACGACAGAGGAACCAUCGACUCUCUUGGGACUAAAUAUGACUACGGCAGUGUAAUGCAUUAUGGGAGCAGAGCUUUCAGCAAGAACGGACAACCUACAAUUGUUGCUAAGCAAUCCGGGGUUACACUUGGUCAACGGAGGGGAAUCAGUGCUAUAGAUGCACAGCAGAUGAACCUCCUGUACAAAUCACAGUGCGAAGGUGGAGGUGGAGGAGGAGGCAACAACUGCAAAGACAAAGACAGCAGAUGCGGAGGAUGGACAGAAUACUGCAGCUAUCACAGAUAUGUGAGAGAAAACUGUAAAAAGACCUGCAGGCUCUGCUGAGUAACGGAAAAGGUCAUCAUCUAAAACAAGAAAGCAAGUAUUGAUGCGUUCCAAAAACACUAGAGUAGAAUAAAAGCAUUAAAACUGCCAA